This is a messenger RNA of Aspergillus versicolor CBS 583.65, 366 nucleotides long. RefSeq lists its product as uncharacterized. The coding region runs from base 1 to 258 and encodes 85 amino acids. Lineage: Eukaryota; Fungi; Ascomycota; Eurotiomycetes; Eurotiales; Aspergillaceae. The transcript is spliced from 2 exons. The record is from RefSeq and is a predicted model, not a curated record.
AUGCAGUAUGUUUUUGGAGCAGUGACUAUUAUCAUUACCGCAUUCCUAUUGUGUGGGCUCUCUACCCAGAGUCUAGCUAACGGACAUUGGAGGAAAUCGAUCUUCUGCUUGCAGCCGAUUCUCCGUGGGUCUGGACUGCCGAAUAAAACUUCCAGGUCCUCAAGAUGGCCAAUGCACAGCGAGCCAGAGUAUGAUGCUGAGAAGGCGCUGGACACAGGUGAUCAGCCAGUGUCUAUCGAGAGGAAGAACCAGGGAUAGAUAUUGAAGGCCGUGGAACACGAAUGCUUGAGCUUACGGGCAGAGCCAAAUCAGAAGCGACGGCGUGCACUAACAAGGUACAGUAGCAUCAGGAUCAGGAUCAGGAUG